Messenger RNA from Notechis scutatus (mainland tiger snake), 435 nucleotides. NCBI's taxonomy places the organism in Eukaryota, Metazoa, Chordata, Lepidosauria, Squamata, Elapidae. The record is from RefSeq and is a predicted model, not a curated record.
GUUUGGUUCCAGAAUCGGCGCGCCAAAUGGCGCCGCCAGGAGAAGAUGGAAGCCACCGCCAUGAAGCUUCACGACACCCCCGUGCUGUCCUUCAGCCGGCCCCCGAUGGCAGCCAACAUGGGCCCGAUGGGCAACGCUCUCCCCUUAGACCCCUGGCUGACCUCCCCCAUCUCCGGUGCCACCACGGUGCACAGCAUUUCGGGAUUGAUGGGCCCCAGCCAGGCCCUCCAGCCCACCUACCCGGCCCACUCCUUCCUCAACAACCCCCCGGCCCUGCCCCAGAGCAUGCAGCCCAUGGCGUAUCCGUGCGCCACGACGUUCGUGGACAAAUACCCCUUGGAGGACCUGGACCAGCGGAAUUCCAGCAUCGCCGCGCUGCGCAUGAAAGCGAAGGAGCACAUUCAGACCAUAGACAAAACCUGGCAGCCCAUUUGA